This is a messenger RNA of Pocillopora meandrina, 4529 nucleotides long. The record is from the annotation of a GenBank genome assembly. NCBI's taxonomy places the organism in Eukaryota, Metazoa, Cnidaria, Anthozoa, Scleractinia, Pocilloporidae.
GACGUAUACUGCAAUGGCUACAUUGAUCGUCUAUAAAAGAGAAAUGUUUGACUUAUUUAUCAGGUUUGAGUUGUUUCCCUUUACUCUAAAAGAUAAUCAGUUCAUAGACAACGGUUGAGAAGAAGGACAUUCAACUAUGGAGGGGAAACGUGGAAAAUCAGGCCGUACAGGACGAACUUUUCGAUCUAAGUUUUCUCAGAUCAAAGGUGGAAGAGUCGAAGGACUUCUGAUACACUCUUCAGGCGUCAGUUCGCUCCAGGAAGAAAAUCAACGUGUAGAAGAAGCGAUUACCUACUCACUGGGAAAACACAAUCGUUGGCUUCUUCCGGAAGUAAUCAAGACCAGCUGUGUUAGCGCUGGAUUCGAUGAAGAACUUGUGUUGGUCGAGCGCUUUGCGAGCGCAAGCGGCAGGAAACAUACUCGAGCAGACUGCAUUUCUGUGUUUAAUUCCAAAAAUGGCACGUCGCGCAAACCCAGACGUAAGUUAGCACACUCAAAAGAUUUACUUCGAGACGACGAGGAGAUCAAAUCUCGGUUUGAGGUAACCUACCCGAAUCCCUCAGCAUCAUGGUCGAAACAGCCCAAGAAACCCUCUGGUCAUCAUGGAAAAAGGAAGAACUUUUCUUCCGCCACUUAUUGCUUACUUGAAGAUUAUGAUGAAGAUUAUGAUGACGAUCUGGUUGAAACUGACUUUGACAGUGAAUUUGAGGAGGAUUUUAGAGGGAAAUUGGACAGAUCUUCAAGCCUUGACCUGAACACGCUCAUGAAAAACUCUACAUCAGUUCCACAAACACUUUAUGGCAAAGAAAGGUCUUCUCUGAACAAAAAUUGGAGGGAGAGACAAAUUGAUUCAGUACAGACAAAGAGGCAUUUCCUUGUUAGUGAUGAUAUGGAAAUGCACCAAAUGCAUUUGGAGUACUUGGAGGAAAUCAAGGCAGGAUCUUCCCUUUUAGAUUCCAGAGAAGAACAUAAACAGUCAAACAAGAACAAUCAAAAUCCUGAAGUGGGUAAGCAAAGGCGUCGUCGUGCAAGAAACCCAGCUGUCUCUUCAGUUUCAAGUAGCAAAGCAGCCAAUGAGUCUGUACCACUACUUAAAACCUGUUCUGAUCUAGUGGAAUGUUCUAGUUCAGACACUGAUGAAGGCAUUGUCCUUACAAUGAGAAAGCAAGAAAUUAUGCCAGAGACCCUUGCACAACAGUGGCCUCACAUGUACAAGGAGGGUUCUAGUUUCCCCAGAACUUUUGCCCUCAGUUUAACAUCGCUUAUACCCCUGACCACUGGUGAUGAAGUCUUUAUCGCUUUCAGAAUACUUAAGGACCAUGCAAGGUGCCACUCAGGUGAAGUAAAAGCUGUAAUGAGUAUGGCUGUUUACAAAGACAAUGAUGCUUAUGAAAAAACUGUCAAGGAUUUUAUUUCCCAGAUCAGUAUGAUGCAAACUGAUCAGAAAAUUUGGACCAUGCAAGAAAUCAUAGACAUGGCCAUUAGUUUUCAUUCAGAGCUGGCAAAGAACAUAAGUGUGAAGGUGCAUUGCAAAGAGCCACGGAAACCGAGGCUGUCACUGGAUGUUUUCCAAGAUCUGUGUGGAUGGACAUCAAAGACAUUCUCAUCUCAUACAGCCAAACGUCAAAUAAAGAAAUGUCUCUCAGAGGUCACAUGCCACCCAGGGACAUCCACUGCCGCUGUUCCUUUGGAUAGCAAUCCUGUGAUGAUGGAAUCUUGUGGAAUCUGUUUCCAAGAGGUUCAAGACAAAGAUAAGCUUUCAGGUAUAUGUGACUGAUAAAUUAGACUAUUUUUGGAAGGUCCAGCAUGUAUCAUUUAAGCAUUAUUUUGAUUACCCUCCUGCCUUCUUGAUCUGUGUUUAUCUGAAAACUUUUUCAGUAGUGAUUUUAAAAGAAUUGUUUUUGAAAGAAUAAUUUAUCACAUAUUUCAGAAUCUGAUAUGAGCUAUAUUGAUUAUUACUUGAUUUGUAUCAUCAAUGUUUUUUUUUGUUCACUUUACUUUGCUUAUAUACUUUCCCUAUGCACAAUUUCCCUAAUUGGCUGAAUUUCUUAAAGGAAGGGAAUGAAAGGGGAAUUUUUAAACAGGAUGACCAAAAAUUAGGAAAAUGUCAUUUAUGAGGUUGGAAUAGUUUUAAUGCUUUAUAAAAAAUGGUACCAAGAUAGCAUUUUUCCCAACAGGGUUGAUAUUCUUGCAUGAAACCUUUUUAACCCUUUAACUCCCAGAUCAAAUUAGUAAUUCUCCUUACUGUCAACCAUACAAUUCUUAUAAUAUUAGUUCAAAGAAUUUAUCAUUCGAUCAACUGAUUAUCCCCAAAUUGAUAUUUUUCUUUAUUCUCAUCACUCAUCUGGUUGAUAUUGUUUUGAUAUUUUAAAGAGAAAUUCUGUCUUGGUCACUCAUGGGAGUUAAAGGUUCAAUACAACCCUUAGUCCUUAGAAAACAUUGUCUAGCUACUCAGUGGUUUCCUAUCAUGUUUUAGAGCUCAGCUUUAGUGUUUGCAUUCAUUGCUUCAACUUAACCAGUUAGAUAAUAUGAUCAGGUCUUGAGAAUCAAGAAAAUGUUGUGUUUCAGAGCAUGAUGGCAUCAUUCCAUUUCUGUCCUUGAAUGGCUGUGGCCAUAAGUUCUGUAACAGUUGUUGGAAAGUCCAUUUGAAGACCCAAUUUGAUCUGGGCCAAAUGAAACUGAGGUGCCCUGGGCAUGAGUGUAGCAUAGCAGUUGAUGACGUUACCUUGAUGUCCCUUGUGCCAUCUCUGUUUGAACGGCUUCUGGCAAAGAGGGUGGACACCAUGCUGGAGAUGAGCCCCAAAUGGAAAUGGUGCCCUGCAGACCGGUGCAAGUUGGUUGUCAAUGCAACAACAAUUCAAGACUCCUCCAAGACUUGUUAUGCAGAAUACAGUGGUAGUGUCCAGCCUAUGCCAGUGGCAUGUGUCUGUGGUACCAUGUGGUGUUUCAAGUGCCAGGAAGAUGCUCAUUGGCCAGCUACCUGUGAGGAAGCUCGGGAGUUCAGGCAGAAGAAUGCAUCUUAUGCUCGAUUUGCGACAAGGAAGGAAAAAGAGCUGAUUACCAGUGUACAAGUGAAGCGCUGUCCCUCCUGUUAUUACCCUGUAGAAAAGGGUCUUGGUUGUAAUCAUAUGACAUGCAUCUUCUGUCGCAAGGAAUUCUGUUGGUCUUGUUUACAAGACUGGUCAGUGUCUACUAUUAAUCACUCACAGUGUAGACUUGUUCAACUGACAAAAAUUCAGCUGGCCACAAAAUGUGUAAACAGUGUGUCUUAUCAGCAUAUUGCAGUUACAAGUCGGGUUGCUAGAGCUUCAAGUUUGAUAUGUCAGAUCCACAGAAAACUUGACAAGAUAGAACAUGAUCUUAACAUUUAUUCUAAAUGCUUUCCCCUAAGACCAGAACUAAAAAAGACAAGCUGUACAGAGCAGCAGCUCAAGAAGCUUUGUGAGAAUAAUGCUGUCCAUCUGUUAAAGAAAGUGUUCAAUUUUAAAUUCCAAGCACAUUUAGCAUUAGAGGGGCUGGCAAUUAGGUUGUCAUUUUCAAAUGGUGCUGUGGGCUGUAGUAAGAAACUUGCUUUGGAGUUUAGCAGGUUGUUUUUUAUUGUGGAGAGAAUGGAAAAAAUCCUUCAAGAUUUGAAUUGUUGUCUUACUAGGAGAGAAAUUUUAUCAAAACUGAAAUAUUUUAUUAAGUUUGGUAAGAAGUGUAUUCUUUCAAUUGGCAGGAGAGUGAAUGAGUAUCAUUGAAAUCUUGUAAUUUAACGGUUUUGAAAAGUAUUGUCAACAAUGGUUGUUACUAAACAGAAAUGAGGGAAGUGAAAGCAACUGAAUAUAAAUUUUCUUAUAUUAAUUAUGAUUUAAGAAUUAGUUGUUCUUUUUAAUUAUCACUGCAAGACUCAACUGUUUAUUUUAUUUUGUGUGACACUGUAUAAUGUUUAUUUUAAAUUUGACCUUUGUCCUUCUGAGGUAAUCAGCGUGGGGCUUUUCAUUGUAGCUUUAAAACACAUGUUAAUUUGAAGGUUAAUUGUUAUUAGAUGAGAGAAUUUAAGACCAGUGGAUAUAAUUUUUCUGGUUAUUCCUGAGAAGAGAGUGCUUUAUCAAUGCCACAUCCCCAUCUUGGAUCUCUUUGUUCAUUCUCAUUACCUUUAUGUUUAGGAGAAUUGUCAUACUGAUCAUUCCUGAGAGUCAAAUUUUAAAACAAUUUCUUUGAUGCUGGUUGCUAAGCAAUUCAUUUUAAUUACAGGUUAUACUCUGUUGAAGUGAAACCAAAUCUUAUUUAACUAGUGGUAUGAUCAGGAAAUGUUGUGGCACUGAGUGAGAAGAAUUAGGACUCAAUUUUAAGUAACUGAACAUGUAAGAGUAAAGCAUCGAUUUCAAGCAACCAGUUUAUUUUCCUUUCACUGUUGUAUGUCUACAUAUUGAUGAAUAUUUUAAUAAAAAUAAAAGUCCUGCAUAUUACCUUACUUGUGAUAGCAUAAUGAACAUGCAAUUUAUAUAAUUUUGAACUGCAAUGAAAAUAAAAAUUAAGGAAAUGGG